CGCGCGCGCGCGCAUUCACACGAGCUCGCGUACCUGCUAUGAAAUCUUCCUGACCGAGGACGACGCGACGGUCCUCCAACGAGGCAAUUCGCUCCACUGCUCGCUCGCACUUAGGGACAAAGGUAAGGAGAGGCUUGGCAACAUGUCGUGGCUGCGUUCGACUGGCGACGUGGUCGGCUUCCUGCUGCUCUCCAUCCUGGCUAUCCUAGAGUCCGUGACACUUGCUUUCAUACCCAAGAGGUAUAGAAUGAAGAAUGUCGCCGGUGAAAUUGCCCUCGUAACCGGCGGGGGCAGCGGACUCGGUAGACUCAUAUCGCUCAGACUCGCCAAGCUCGGGGCCAUCGUCGUUGUUUGGGAUAUUAACACACCAGGCCUUAAUGAGACUGUUAAGAUGAUCCAGGCAAUGGGUGGCACGUGUUACGGUUAUGUUUGCGAUCUGUGUAAUCGAGAAGAUGUGUAUAAGCAAGCAUCACGCUUAACAAAAGAAGUUGGACGAGUAUCCAUCCUCGUUAAUAACGCUGGUGUCGUUACAGGUAGGAAGUUUCUUGACUCAACAGAUCAGAUGAUCAUUCGGACGAUGGACGUUAAUAUAAUGAGCCAUUUUUGGACGGUGAAGGCUUUCCUGCCGGCAAUGCUUAAGGAGAACAAAGGUCACAUCGUGAGCAUAGCCAGCCUCGCGGGCCACGUUGGCUGCACCAAGCUCGUUGACUACACAGCUUCGAAAUUCGCGGCCGUUGGCUUCGAUGAGGCCCUACGUGCCGAGCUCGAGGCCGAAGGAUCCGACAUCAAAACGACUGUGAUAUGUCCAUAUUUCAUUCGCAGCACAGGCAUGUUCGAUGAUGUGAUGUCGAGGUUUAUUCCAACUUUGAGUCCAGAUGAAGUUGCUGAUAGAGUCAUUACUGCAAUGCGGUGUAACGAGCGUUUUGCCAUUAUUCCGAGUUAUUUGCAAGUGUUAUUAGCGGCCAAAUGGAUGUUCCCGUGGAAGUGCUCGACCAUGCUGCUACGUGGGCUCGUGCACGACGCCUCGCCAAAGAUCAACCCGGAUUUCUCCAAGAUAAAGCAAACGACAAUCGUCAAUGGCCUCAAGCAAAUUCCGUGCGAAGAAUCGACGAAAGAACCAAGCAAUGGUUCGGUUCUACACCAACAACUCACCAGGCGCAUAUCCAGUUCCGAAAGGAAGCCAUGAUUUCAUGUACAAAGGCAGGCAAAAGCUCGAUGCUCCAACUUCC
Molecule: messenger RNA, 1229 nt
Organism: Ceratosolen solmsi marchali
Lineage: Eukaryota; Metazoa; Arthropoda; Insecta; Hymenoptera; Agaonidae
Product: short-chain dehydrogenase/reductase family 16C member 6
Exons: 7
Coding region: 143-1186 (347 amino acids)
Cellular component (GO): lipid droplet
Molecular function (GO): oxidoreductase activity, acting on the CH-OH group of donors, NAD or NADP as acceptor
Source: RefSeq, a predicted model, not a curated record